AUGCAGGAAGACAGUCCUUUGCGAGACGUAGCUUCCGAUGCUCGCAUAGGGUACUCGAAGAGCAUGAAUAACUCGUCCGUGCAAAACUCCGAAUCAACUGCGUCAAGAGUGAGCAGUAAAUUGUCGAACCGUGCACAGAACAAUAAAUCAGAGCCGAUGAUGCCACUGUACACAUACAAGGACUUCUUCCCGCAGCCCAAGGUUAUGUACAUCCGCUCCGAGACGGUAGCAGACGAACUUGUGCAGGCAUUAAACGGAGCUGUGGGCUUUGACAUGGAGUGGUGCUGUAGCGGAAAACGAGGCCGUGGCAGUACUCGACCAACAGCCUUGGUGCAAAUAUGCGACUCCACCAUGAUUCUCUUGAUUCAAUUGAGCGCAAUGAAGAAGGUCCCUGAGAAGGUUAAGGAACUCAUUGAGUCCCCUGCAAUUCCAAAAAUGGGCGUCAAUAUUCGCGGCGAUGGCGUAAAGUUAUAUCGUGACUAUGGUGUCGUCGCCGCGAACCUCGUUGAACUGGGCACCUUUGCCUGCCAGGCCGAUCAGCGCUUCCUCGAUGCGUUCAAGCGGCCUAUGGUCAGCCUCGCCAAAUGCGUAGCUUUUUACCAACACCGCACGCUCGAUAAAGGUCCUGUGCGAACAAGCAAUUGGGAGGCUGAGCUGUCACGCCAGCAGAUCGAAUGGCCGCGCCUAGAUGCUGCCAACGAUGCCCACUGCGCCCUGAUUAUGUACAAGAAGAUAUUGUCCAUCGCGCGCGCUUCCAAGCGGCCGCUCACGCCUUCCGAGUACACAACGAACCUGGUCAAAGAGCUCGCCCGUCCCCAAUCAACGCCACCAACUAGAGCACUUAGGAGGCUUGCGUUGGAUGCCACGCCAGCGUCAUUGAUCGCACCACCCGUAGAAAGAGCGUCAUCUUCCCGCUCGACCGAUGGUCGAGGCUCCUCGGCCAGUGUUCCAGGGUCACGAGCCGCAGCGUCUCGCGCCACACCUCGCCCCCAACACCUCAAAGCCUACAACCUCUGGCGAGCAGGUAACCCUCUACACAGCAUCUGCGCGGGCCUCCGAACCGCCAAAAACCCGCUCAAGGAGAGCACAGCUAUAUCGUAUGUCGUGCGCGCCCUCGAAGCGGACGCGGCGUUGCCGUUUUCGAUGCGGACGCUGAAGGAGCUGGUGCAUAUGGAAGCGGGUUCCUGGACACGACAUCACCAGGCGAUUCAGGGAUGGGAGCGGGAAGGCAGGGGUAUAUGA
Heterobasidion irregulare TC 32-1 is the source of this 1242-nucleotide messenger RNA. RefSeq lists its product as uncharacterized. Gene Ontology annotation, molecular function: 3'-5' exonuclease activity; nucleic acid binding. The record is from RefSeq and is a predicted model, not a curated record. Bases 1 to 1242 code for a protein of 413 amino acids. Gene Ontology annotation, biological process: nucleobase-containing compound metabolic process. NCBI's taxonomy places the organism in Eukaryota, Fungi, Basidiomycota, Agaricomycetes, Russulales, Bondarzewiaceae. The transcript has 7 exons.